UUCAAGAAUAUGAAAGUCACUGAUUCUUUACGUCUCAAGGAAAAUAUUAUUAUCGAAUCGAUUUUAAACAAAUUCAAGUUACGUCGUUAUACUAAAAAAUGUAGGGUUGAAGAAUCUGCAGCAUCUUCUCCUAAUAUUGAACAUUCUGAGAAUAUUGAGGAAGAAGGC
Molecule: messenger RNA, 168 nt
Organism: Racocetra persica
Lineage: Eukaryota; Fungi; Glomeromycota; Glomeromycetes; Diversisporales; Gigasporaceae
Source: the annotation of a GenBank genome assembly